Molecule: messenger RNA, 1145 nt
Organism: Tribolium madens (black flour beetle)
Lineage: Eukaryota; Metazoa; Arthropoda; Insecta; Coleoptera; Tenebrionidae
Product: CUE domain-containing protein 2-like
Exons: 3
Coding region: 225-728 (167 amino acids)
Source: RefSeq, a predicted model, not a curated record
CAUUUGUCGUUCGGUGGUGCCCCCUACUCCGUCACUUUUGUUGUGUUAUUGAUUAAUUUGAGUAAAUCAAAAAUAUCCGAUUUUUUCGGAAAACGAGUAAAAGUGGGACCUCCAGCUCUACGUUCCAGCCUUCGGAUCGUCACUUUAACCCAAAACUUACCUCCCCCAAAAUCAGCCCUUUUUUCCCUGAUUCCGGGGCGAACUCCACUCAUUUCCAGUGAAAAAUGUCCCAAAAAGCCAUCGCCGACCAAGAAAUCACCAUCAAAGACUCCCUCUUCGAGUUCGUCAAGACACACAUAACUAACGCCGACUUGUCUCUCAUCGACGAUAUCGUCCUGUCUUAUGUUGUUGCAAUCCUUGAGGACGUCAGCUCGGACCCUGUCUUCAGCGUCGAAGAUUUCUGCGAAAUGAUGUCGGCGUACUUCCCCGAAUUUGAAUCGAUCAAUCACGCGACUGUCUGUCAGUGGAUAUUCGAGUUGGCGGCGAAAUUGAGGGUGGAGGAACCGGAAGAGAAGUCCGUGAUUGAGAUUUCCCUACCGGAAAUCGUUCCCAAGACGAAACCGAGACAGUUGGACAACAGAGACAGCUUUGAUUUGCCCAAAAGAGUACACAGGCUGUCGGAAAUGAGCGAUGGGGGCUCCACGGAUAGCUCCUGCUGCGAUUUCUUGGACGAAAUCGACGUCUUGCAGGAGAUGUUCCCCCACGUUUGCUCCAUUGAGGUUUGUUAGUCAGUUUUAUUAAACAAAAACCAAAAUUUCCAUAAUAUAACGAUUUAAAAACAAAAACGAACUAAAACAAAAAUUCGAACAAAUAUAAUCCAAAUAAAAAAACUUAAAAUCGCUGGUAAACAGUCUAAACUAAAAUAAAAUGAAAUUAAAAUAGGUACAGGUGGUUUUUAAAAAACGUCAGGCACGAUAUUAUUUAUGGGCUGAUUUCAAAAAUUAAAAAAAUAAAUUAAAUGGCAUUUAUUAUGUUUCACAUAAUUUUACGAGAUCUGCACCUAUAAGAUGCAAUUAAUAUUACAUAUUCUAAUACGAACUCGACAAAUUUUGAAAAAUUGGAUUUUUUUUUUAGUUUGUUCACCCUUUAAAAAAUUACAACAUUUUAAGUUAGUUAGUGAUUAAAAUAGAUAAAGUAGAAUCAUA